This is a messenger RNA of Macrosiphum euphorbiae (potato aphid), 1245 nucleotides long. Lineage: Eukaryota; Metazoa; Arthropoda; Insecta; Hemiptera; Aphididae. The record is from the annotation of a GenBank genome assembly.
AUGGACAGUUGGACCAGCGAAGGGUCUAAUAAACCUACUGGUACAGACAUUUCACCUUCGUUAAUUAGUGCAAAGGUCACGAGUUCUACUCCCCCAAAUGAAUUCACACCAAACAAGGAUGAAAUUUUACCAAGGCCAAAUUCUGUACUGUUUGAGAUGCCAAAGGUAAAGCAUUUGUCCGCACUGAGCACUUCCGUAAAAAAAUUACCUCAUCAAAUGAAAAGGGAAUCGACAAUUGAAGAGCUACAUAAUACCUGGAGAAAAAUGGGAGCACAAGCUCUUGCUACGACUCUGUCUGCUCUUUAUGGUAAACUGUUGGUCGUCAUGGGCAUAGCUUUUCCGAUGUCUGAAGUGAUAUCUACACACAUUCCUCAUUCGUUUUACGAGGGUUAUUACUUGUACCUUUAUUUCGGAAGUAUGGCGUUUCUUUUUUACAUGUACGCAAUGCUGCUCAAGGGCAAGCCCACGAUGACACCAGUCAACAAUAAUUUCAAUAAUUCGGUUAGCGAUUCAUUGUCCGGAGAUGGCUCGGAAAACAGCGAUGGUGACUCAGAAUAUUACGAAGACAACGACGACUUCACGAACACCGGUGGCGUUGAAAUGGACUAUUGGACAUCAUACAACCCGAGAACUCGGAGACAAUCGGCUCACAUUGUGUUGCCUUCUACUUUCCAGCAUUACGGGAGUUUCUAUCUGAGAAUGGGCGCUGUGGCUUUCGGCAUAGGUAGUAUGAUUUAUUCUGGACUUGAAUUCGGUCAGUACUUCGAACUUGAACCAGCUACAAAAUGCCACAACGUGCUUCUGGUGCUCACUCCAGCAACAAGAAUGGCAUUCAUAUUUAUACAGAUGUACUUUAUAUUUUUAAAUGAUGAGCAACAAAUGAGAGUGACACGUCACCGGGUCUUGGCAAAGUUUGGACUCAUGCACAUGAUCGGCACUAAUCUGUCAGUAUGGCUCAAUGUACUCGUACAGGAAACCAAACAUGAAAUACUAACAUUUUACAAUCCGGCAGAUAAUUCUAUCGGUGUCGACAAACAACCAAAUCAUUUUUCACUGUUCAAAAAGUGGACGACCACCACGACUCAGUCACCGGCGUCGGCCAUGUCGUCGGUGGCUGACCGGCUGCGGCGCAGCAUCAACACGGACCGCACCACAUCUACGAGUGCCGUCGGACGAACAUCAUCGGGUCGCUGGUGCAGAACGCCAGCCCAUUCCUGUUCCCGUGCACGAUCGAGUACAGCCUGA